Owenia fusiformis is the source of this 576-nucleotide messenger RNA. NCBI's taxonomy places the organism in Eukaryota, Metazoa, Annelida, Polychaeta, Sabellida, Oweniidae. The record is from the annotation of a GenBank genome assembly.
UUACCUUAGUGGAAAUCCAGGUGAAAAUGAGGAAAAACGGAACGAACUUUUCAUCGACUUCUCUUCGGCAUGUCUGGCCUCGUCUGUCAUUGAGGUACAUGACAACCAAUCAGAUUAUACUUUUCAGGGAGUCGCCCAAAUAAGGCUACUUGAACAGUCACGUGACUGUUCAUUCAUUAUUACCGUAUUCGCGCCAUUAAAUCCUAUUCAUACAAGGAGGAUUGCUGGAGGAUUGGCUCCCAGCAGGGGGGAGUCGUCUUCUGUGUUUAACGUCGCAAACGAGAGCGAUUUGGACAAUGAGCUUUCGUCCACCCGUGUGCCCACCAAGGAGUGACGUGAUAACUUCGCGCGUAUCGAGAUGGCUCCACUGGAUUCUCGAAAAAAAUUGUAGUAACCUUGAGAAAAUUACUUCUCAUUUCAUCAAUAUUGGGAGAUAUAUAGACUUUUAUAUACGAGCACGGAGCUAUUGAAAUCGGCUUUCUAAAUCAUCAACGUCCGUGAUUUGAUAUUCAACUAUUGCACAAAUAUUAUUGUUUAAAGACGAGAAAUCAAAUUCGCCGACAUGUUUGUUUACAU